AUGGCCGCGGCCGUAGGGAAGAUCGAGGUCGAGGACGAAGAGAGCAUCCUCCGCCAUGACGACGACGAUCAUGACUUCAUGACCGCCAAGGCGUACAUGUCGACGUCGGGCUCAUGCACGCCUACGGACGGCCUCUCGCCCAAGUCGGACUCGCCCGAGGUCGACCAGACGCCAACCUUACCCAAGGUGCUCGAUCUGGCUAGCCGCAUGCAGCCGUUCCUACGGCACGUCCGGUACGAGUCCAAGGGACCUCUCUUUCUCGAUCUGAGCUCCCGCCCACCACCGCAUCUCGGCGCCGUCAUCAAGUCGUUCCGGCCCACAAGCCAUGGCGGCAAGAGCGAGGCGGAAAGGUCCGGGCUUGUCGCGAUCGGCGACAUGGUCAUUUCGCUCAACGCUAUCGACUGCACGCAGCUUCCGUUUGGCCAGAUCAUCAAGGAGGCGACGCACGCCACGUUCCCGCUGACGCUGACCAUCUUGCCGAAAGCGCACGUCCCCGACUUCUUCCCGACCGCGUCGCACAUUGACACGAGCAAGCACCGUCGCAACAGCUCGCUUGGCGACCUCCCGUCCAUGCCGUCGACGCCACCCGCAGCUGGUACGAGCCGCUGGGCCGCCGCCGUCGGCACCAAGUUUGGCCAGAUCUUUGACGGCCGCACAUCAAAGCGGGCCUCGUUCGGCAACGACAUGCUGACCAAACCGGCUUACGAGAGCCCGCGCCACGCCUCCUUCACCGAGUCGCCUGCGGCAAGUGUCUCGUGGACCUCGCCACCGCCGCAACCAAUAAGCCAGCCACCGUCGCCGCCGCCUCAGGGGGACAGCAACUUUCACAGCAAAUUCAAGACCUGGCAAGACUCGAUUUCGCUCGAGAAAGUGAGCCGAACGUCGACGACGCUCCUCUCCAAGAUGCUCCCGGGCAAGCGCCAUGACGAAGCGCUCUCGAGUCUCGUGCGUAGCAUUUCGAUCCAGCCCGAGACCACAACGCCCGAUGCAAGCGUCUACCACACCACGUCGCUGCACGUCGUCGCCGCGUCCCGAAGUCUUGUGCCCCACGAAGACGAAGGCGACGUCCAGUUCCAGUGGUACCGGUCGACGUCGCCCACCGAGUGUUUGAAGCUUCGUGGCGCCACGCAUGAACGCUACGAGCCGUCGCUGGACGAUACAGAGGCGCUGCUGUACGUGCAAUGUCAUGGCCAGCCGCGUCACGACGGCGCGUCGCCGACGCGCGGCAAGGUCGCCGUCUACGGCCCUAUCGUCCUCGACCCGUCCAUCAAGGAGACGGUGCAAAUGGUCGUCGAGGCCGGCUCCGGCUCCUUCGAUGGCCUCACGCUGCUCAAAAUCGCCGAAGACGAGUGCGGCGUCGUCGUGCACGCCGACUACUCGGUCGAGACGCACAUCUACCUCGACGCGGCGGACGCCCUGGGCUUUGUACUGCGCUUCCAAGCCACGGGCGCCGUCGUUGGCACGCGCCCUCUCGAGUCGUGCUCGUUGGACAUGAAGCAUCUCGGCGCCAUCCACCUCGUCGCGCAGACGCCGGCGUCGCGCGACAUCAUCGCGCUGGCGCUGCGUACGUUCCGGAACGCGCUGCUGUCGACGGAGGCGGUCGCGUCGCUUCGGGCGAUCGAAGCAGCGUAUGCGGGCACCUUGAUUGAAAAAACAGUUCUCGAACAUCUCAUGGACGACGACGCGGAAGACGCAACGACCGAGGGCUUGGACCCCGUGCUCAAGCCGCAACUCAAGCGCAGUGCGUCGACCAAAGCCGUCGAUGACGCAGCGCUCAUCGCCGACCUCCGCCGGCAACUGGCGUCGCAAGCACUCGUGAUCAAGGCCACGCAGAACGAACGGAACUUGAUGGCGAUCGCAGUCGAGGUCCGCGACCGCAAGCUCGACGACGCCACCGCCGAGGCCACGCAGCUGCGCAGUCGAUUGGAGGCCCUUCUCUCGGAGCUCGCGACCGCCAGAAUGGCCAACGAGCGCAGCAAAAAGUUGGAAGCCACGACGCAGAGUCUCGAGGAGCUGGUGCGUGCGCUCGAAGCCAAGAAAAGUACAGCCGACAUCGCGCUUGCGGCGACCCACGACAUGAAUCGUGAGCUGGAAAAGCAGCUUCAAGGCGUCGACAGCGAUGCCCGCAAGGUGCGCAUGGACCUGGUCGAGCUGCAGCAGCAGCACAUGAAGCUCAUCGAAGAGCGCAACGGGCUCAAAGCCAAAGCUACCGGUCUCGCCAACGAACUCAAGCGGCUCGUCAAGGGGGGUCGGUCGAUUGCCGACAUUGAGGCGCAGCUCAAGGACCGAUCCCGUCUGCAAGUCGAGCUCUCGGUCGCCAAGGCCAACAUCAAGCGGUACCAGGACGAAGCGGCCGAGUUUGAAGAUGCGCUCCAGUCGCAGACCAAGCGCCGGGACUCGGCGAUGCGGUACGACAUUGCGCGGGUGCAGAGCCAGAACGCCGAGCUGCAGCGGCUCGUGGCGCAGUUUUCGACGUCGCUGAGCGAAAAGGAGGCCGAGAACGCGCGCCUCCAGCGAGCCAACCACAUGCUCUUGAGCAAACUGCCGACGCCCACGAAGCUCCAGCUCCAGCUGCAGAAAUCCACGUCGUUCCAGAUGCAGCAACAACUCGUCUUCCACGACGACGAUGAAGACGACGACAGCGACGAUGAAGACGACAGCGACGAUUAA
Saprolegnia parasitica CBS 223.65 is the source of this 2670-nucleotide messenger RNA. RefSeq lists its product as hypothetical. Bases 1 to 2670 code for a protein of 889 amino acids. The transcript has 11 exons. The record is from RefSeq and is a predicted model, not a curated record. Lineage: Eukaryota; Oomycota; Saprolegniomycetes; Saprolegniales; Saprolegniaceae.